This is a messenger RNA of Nomascus leucogenys (northern white-cheeked gibbon), 872 nucleotides long. It is a transcript of the gene LRRC3C, whose product is annotated as leucine rich repeat containing 3C. The record is from RefSeq and is a predicted model, not a curated record. NCBI's taxonomy places the organism in Eukaryota, Metazoa, Chordata, Mammalia, Primates, Hylobatidae. Gene Ontology annotation, cellular component: plasma membrane. Gene Ontology annotation, molecular function: protein binding.
CUUGCAAAAUCCAGCAAGAAAAAUCCUUCUCAGAAAGGUCUCCAAUGCAUAUGACCUCAUCUUCCUUCGUAUCCUACUCCACUCCAGGACUAUGCCAAUUUAUGGCCAUGCUCCCAACAGCAGGUCACCUCCUGUCCCUCCUGCUGGUGAUAGGCACAGGGGGUACUAUGCCCAGCCCCCGGGUGCCUCCCCGGGGCUGUUAUGUGGCAAAGGAAGCAGGUGAACAGACGUUCCGCUGCAGCCAGGCAGGCCUGAGUGCUGUGCCCUCCGGCAUCCCCAAUGACACCCGCAAGCUCUACCUGGAUGCCAACCAGCUGGCAUCGGUGCCUGCUGGUGCCUUCCAGCACCUGCCUGUCCUGGAGGAGUUGGAUCUGUCCCAUAAUGCCCUUGCCCACCUCUCAGGGGCAGCUUUCCAGGGCCUGGAGGGCACAUUGCGCCACCUCGACCUCUCUGCCAACCAGCUGGCCUCAGUGCCCGUGGAGGCCUUCGUGGGACUACAGAUCCAAGUGAACCUAUCCGCAAACCCAUGGCACUGUGACUGCGCCCUCCAGGAAGUGCUCCGGCAGGUGAGGCUGGUGCCGGGCACUGGGACAGGCAUCGUGUGUGGCUCAGGAGCCCGACCGGAUCUCGUGGGGCAGGAGUUCCUGCUGCUGGCAGGGGAGGAAGAACUGUGUGGGUCGGGGUGGGGUGGGGCCCGGAGGAGCACCGAUGUGGCCCUGCUGGUCACCAUGGGGGGCUGGCUGACACUUGUGGUGGCUUAUCUGGUGCAUUAUGUGUGGCAGAACCGAGAUGAGACCCGGCGCUCCCUCAAGCGGGCCACAGUGCUGCCCGUGCGUUCCGAGGACUCCUCCGUCCUCAGCACAGUGGUCUGA